Messenger RNA from Ipomoea triloba (trilobed morning glory), 1569 nucleotides. RefSeq names its product metal tolerance protein 11. Bases 167 to 1363 code for a protein of 398 amino acids. The transcript has 6 exons. The record is from RefSeq and is a predicted model, not a curated record. Gene Ontology annotation, biological process: monoatomic cation transport; transmembrane transport. Gene Ontology annotation, cellular component: membrane. Gene Ontology annotation, molecular function: manganese:proton antiporter activity. NCBI's taxonomy places the organism in Eukaryota, Viridiplantae, Streptophyta, Magnoliopsida, Solanales, Convolvulaceae.
ACCUUCUCUCUCUCCCUCUCCGCUCUCUCCUCUCCCCUCUCUCUCUCUCUCUCUCGCGCGCGCAGUAGGCCACAGAGCCAACCAGCACUCCGCGAUUCGCGAACGCCGCGAAGGCUUCUGGAGGAGUAGGGUUUCGAUCGUACUGUUGCGGCGCAGCAAUCCGAAAAUGGUGGAGACGGUUAACCUCGACGUCGAUCGCGGUGGCUCCGAGGAGCACCUCCUGCUGGCGGCGGAGACGAGCAAAACUGACUGCUCCUGGAGGUUGAACUUCGACGGGUUCGAGUUGUCGCCGGAGCACAAGGAGAAGCCUCCUCGUGGCCUCCAUGACUGCCUUGGGGUUUUAAGAGAAGAAGAUAUUGUGGCAGAGUAUUAUCAACAACAGGUAGAAAUGCUUGAGGGAUUUAAUGAAAUGGAUGCCUUAGCAGAUCGUGGUUUUGUGCCAGGAAUGUCAAAGGAAGAAAGGGAAAAGUUGGCCAAAAGUGAGACAGCUGCCAUAAGGAUAUCAAAUAUUGCAAACAUGGUUCUCUUUGCUGCUAAGGUUUAUGCAUCUAUACGGAGUGGGUCACUGGCCAUCAUUGCAUCCACAUUAGACUCUCUGCUUGAUCUUCUCUCUGGUUUUAUUUUGUGGUUUACGGCUUUCUCCAUGCAGACACCAAAUCCAUAUCAAUAUCCAAUUGGAAAGAAACGUAUGCAGCCUUUGGGAAUCCUUGUUUUUGCUUCUGUGAUGGCGACCUUAGGACUGCAGAUAAUUUUGGAAUCUGUGCGCACUCUUAUAUCUGAGGAGUCAAAUUUCAACCUCACCAAAGAACAGGAGCGAUGGGUUGUUGGCAUAAUGAUUUUUGUCACUCUGGUGAAACUAGUUUUGGUGUUUUAUUGUCGAUCCUUCACCAAUGAAAUUGUCAAGGCAUAUGCCCAGGAUCACUUCUUUGAUGUUGUCACUAACAUCAUAGGCCUUGUUGCUGCAUUACUUGCAAACUACAUAACUGGCUGGAUUGAUCCUGUCGGAGCUAUUAUUCUGGCUUUGUACACCAUCCGAACAUGGUCAAUGACAGUGCUGGAGAACGUGAACUCCCUCGUUGGCAAAUCAGCAACGCCAGAGUUUCUACAGAAGCUGACAUACCUGUGUUGGAAUCACCACAAGGCCAUACGGCACAUAGACACCGUCAGGGCUUACACCUUCGGCUCUCACUACUUUGUCGAAGUUGACAUAGUCUUGCCUGCAGACAUGCCCUUGCAAGAGGCUCAUGACAUCGGAGAAUCCUUGCAGGAGAAACUGGAACUGCUGCAAGAGAUCGAGCGGGCAUUUGUUCAUCUGGAUUAUGAGUACAGCCACAAACCAGAACAUGCACAGGCUCAUCAGUAGAUACUGUAAGUAACUUUUAUGUGACUUUCUACUCUCCCCCUCAUGUUUUUUUCCGGUGGUUUGUAACUGUAAUUGAUGGGGAUUGUACUUUCACUGGGUAGGCUCCAAUUUGUCAUCUAUUUGACAGCCUACAAACAGUUUAAUUAUGCUUGAUUCUUAUUUUUGCCAAUUGGUUUCUAUAUGGUAAUUUUCAUUAAUUAGGUAAA